UUAUCUUAACGUUAAUUUAUUGCAACUGAGUUUCUGAAAACGCCAAACACACCUGGCGGUUGUGCAUCUUUAUUAUUGAAUGACCAUUGGGAAUCAUAGAGGUAAUAUCACAAGAACUUCUAACUCCUAGCGAGCGAGUGCGAAAUACCACCCGGAGAAUUCUCAAAAUACAAGCCCAUCCUUUCUUGAAUUAAACUAUAUUGACCAUCAUGGAUUACUGCGACUAUGAAGCAGAUGGCGACGCAGCAGCGGCACCAAAAAGGGUCUUCACGGAGCAGACGAGUCUUAACGAGGGUGUAAGGCCCGCUGCGGCGGACGAGGACGGAGAUGUGCCCAACAACUGGAGGAGGAAGAACACCGUCUGGCGAAUCGAGAGGAAAAAGGAGCAUUUGUUCCACCAGUUCAUGGAGAAUACUACCUUACACGGAGUAAAGUAUGUGACGAACCCCGCGCACAGCAAGCAAAGACGGUUGAUUUGGAUGGUGUUGUUCGUGAUAAUGCUUGUUAUCGUCUCUUGCGCUAUCUUCUCCCACUUUCAAGAGUACUUCGCUUACGCCACCAAGACAGUCAUCACCUACAAGACACCACACAAAACCAGUUUCCCUAGUGUAGUCAUAUGCAACUGCAAUAAGUUCAGAAUAUCAGCCCUCAACGGUAGCCAAUGGGAAGAACUGCUACCCAUGGUGAAUACAAACGGCGUCUAUUACAGCGAGCAGAUCGAGAAGCUAAAGGCGGGAAAAUAUUUUAACGUGAACGCCGAAGAGGAGCUUCGCAUCAAGGGCGCCAACUACCGGGAACUUGGCCUGGCGCUCUCGCACGAGUUCGAAGGCAUGCUGUUGGAUUGCCGGUGGGCGGGGAGGUAUCGCUGCUCCGCGGCCAACUUCACGCAAGUCUGGACCGAUUUUGGAGUGUGUUAUGUGUUUAAUGGUCAGGAUACCACGCGGGUUGAUGAUGAUGGAGAGGGUUUAAUGGCGGAUAAUACCGGGCUGGAUGGCGGGCUGUGGGUACGGUUGAAUGUCGAGCAGUCAGAACACGCUUCCUCAAACACCGGGAGCUGUUUUAAGGUCGCGAUACAGCCAAGAGGAGAUGUCUAUUUCGUGCGAGAUGCAGGACGAACAGUUCAACCGGGGUAUCACUCAAUUAUUGGACUCAAGAAACAGGUGAGAAAAAGCAUGGAGUCUCCUUACGACACUCACUGCCGUAAAGAUGGCCUGAAGUACUACAAUGGCUACUCCAUAAACGCUUGUCGUAUGGAGUGCCUAACGAACGACACUAUGGAGAAAUGUGGAUGUAUAGCACCAUUUAUGCCAGAGUCUUCCGGAUUUCCUUACUGCGAUCUGAUCACGUUGAUCACAUGCGUCGCUCAUCGCAUAGGUUUCCCGUACUGCGAGUGUAACACGCCGUGCAGCGAGAUCCUGUACGAUGAGAGAGUUAGCUACUCUCAGGCGCCCUCUAUCGACUCUAAUAAGGAAGUGCAGAUGCUGUUUAAUUGGUCGAAAGAAGAAGUCUCAGAAAACAUCCUGGAGAUAUCCAUCUACUUUGAGGAUCUUCGUGAGCAGUGGACGAUACAGGAGGCUGCCUAUGGUCUCACCGCCCUCAUGAGUUCGAUCGGUGGCGAGCUAGGGCUCUGCCUGGGAGGUAGCAUCAUCACAGUCUUCGAGUUCGCCGAUUACCUGCUGACCAGACAGGCGCUGCAUUUCCGACUGUUCAAGAGGAAAUUCAGCAAUGUUGGCAGACUCAAACGGCGAGACCACCCGGUUUGAUGUCAUUAUCGUGACGUCACCAUGAU
Molecule: messenger RNA, 1789 nt
Organism: Patiria miniata (bat star)
Lineage: Eukaryota; Metazoa; Echinodermata; Asteroidea; Valvatida; Asterinidae
Product: acid-sensing ion channel 2-like
Exons: 8
Coding region: 210-1763 (517 amino acids)
Biological process (GO): sodium ion transmembrane transport
Cellular component (GO): membrane
Molecular function (GO): ligand-gated sodium channel activity
Source: RefSeq, a predicted model, not a curated record